AUGCGGCACAUGAGGAAUACACAGUCGAGUUCCGCGGAAGCGGGUGCGUUAUUGGCGGUGCUCCUGAGGUCGGACGGCACCAGGCCGGACACGGCGGGGUGUGUGCCCCGCAUGGUGUACUUUAUAACAGAGCAGGGCGCGGUGGCGUAUGCGGUGGCGGCGGCACCGCCGGACGUGUUUGAUAUGUUGCAGAGUAAGGAGUACUUGGCUGAGGAUUCGGAAGGGACUGGAAAGAUUCCGAUGGUCGUCCGUCACAACUUCGACUGGUUUGAAGAAUUCAAGCGACUGAAGUUCUAUUUGCCAGGAGAAUCGUCGGGGGUGCCAGACCCCGAGGCGGCAGACCCCGAGGCGGCAGACCUCGAAGCGGCAGACCCCGAAGCGGCAGACCCCGAGGGUCCCAUGUCGCAGGUGGAAGGGAUUGUGUUUGGCCAGCUGAUGAAGCGACUGACUAGGUUGGGGUUGGACACCACUCAGCCCAAGGGCUGUGACGAUCUCCUUCGCGAUAUUUUCGGAGCGCGACCCAUCGAACUAUUGGAACGAGGGACCGGCGGCGACCAAGUCUCUGUGGUCUACUUGAGCGAUCUGAAGCCGGAAGAGGUCCGGAGCUUCUUGAAGCACGCAUCCAAAGAGUGGAGGGCUCUCUUCGACCCCAGCCCCUCCACCCGGUCAUGGGCCGGUUUCCUGUGGCCUGCCGUCGCCGUCGGCUUCACAGCGGGUACCAUUGCCUUGUACUGGGUCUUUAUGAUGAUGUGCCAUCACGACACUAAAACAGCUCCCAUCAUGAACCGCUCAAUAUUGGGCAUCGGCAACUCCAGUCUGAACAACACCACCGCCAACACCCCCCCUAGCGUCGACAAGGCCACACUGGGCAUCAGCAGCCCCCUGACGGAGACGAUUGGCUUGCUAAAGAGCACAAUCAGCUCUCCCACUUCCGGCCCUCGUGCUCUUGGCUUUCCUACAUCCGGCUCUCCUACUUCCAGCUCUCCUACUUCCGGCUCUCCGACUUGCCGCCCCAACUACUUCCCCGACCACUCCCCCGACCACUUCUUCGACCACUUCCCCGACCAGCUCCCCGACCACUCGGCAGCCGUCCAAGCAGUGGCCUAG
Messenger RNA from Gregarina niphandrodes, 1107 nucleotides. Its product is annotated as putative transmembrane protein. Bases 1 to 1107 code for a protein of 368 amino acids. The transcript has a single exon. NCBI's taxonomy places the organism in Eukaryota, Apicomplexa, Conoidasida, Eugregarinorida, Gregarinidae. The record is from RefSeq and is a predicted model, not a curated record.